Messenger RNA from Acaulospora colombiana, 230 nucleotides. NCBI's taxonomy places the organism in Eukaryota, Fungi, Glomeromycota, Glomeromycetes, Diversisporales, Acaulosporaceae. The record is from the annotation of a GenBank genome assembly.
AUGCAGCAACAUAUCAAUAUAAUUGCGAACGAUAGAGGUAAGGAACCCACUAUGCAAACGGGGGGUGAGGAGGUGAAAUUCAUUGUCGCCUCGCUCAAAACACGCAUACUCAAAGUAACCAUAGCACAUGGCGCUCAAAAGUCUGCAUUAACUCUAAGAUAUAUGAAGGGCUAUUUUCACGAAGCGAAUCGUACAGACGAAAGGUCGACCUGGAUGGAGAAACUUCAGAG